Apis florea (little honeybee) is the source of this 1467-nucleotide messenger RNA. RefSeq lists its product as uncharacterized. The record is from RefSeq and is a predicted model, not a curated record. Lineage: Eukaryota; Metazoa; Arthropoda; Insecta; Hymenoptera; Apidae.
UUGUGAUAUCUGGAUUACUAUCGAAUGUCGGUAUGAUAAUCUUAUCAAAGUUUAUCUCAAACAUUUUCGCGUUUCAUCGGUCAUACAGUUUAAUCUGAUUUAUAUAUAUAUAUACUACAAAAAAGAGAAAAUGUGAACAGGAAUAUUAUUACUUAUAAUUGAUGUCAUUAAAAGUAUGUAUAUAAUAUACAUAUGUAAUAAUAUAAAUCGGUAAAAAAUAUGAAAAUAGAAAAACAAAGAUAAUAAUUUUUCAUUGAUAUUAUCGUAUUGUCGUAUAUUAUCAUAUUAUAAUCAUCAAUUUAAUACUAGUUAAAAAUAUUUUAACACUUUUUUUUUUAUUAUGAAAAGUAAUAAUAAGAUGUAAAUAUUUAAAUAUUUUACUUAAUGCAAUCCUUGACGUUUAUAUAUAUAGAUAUUGCAUCGAUAAAUAUUAGUGAAAAAUUCUCGGCUUAUUUGAACAAGGAACAGGCGGUAUUCAUAAAUACACAAAUAUUUCAAUGUGUUAAAGUUCUACCAGUCGACAAGAAGAAAAUAUUUUAGCAGAGAAAUAUAUUUUGGAAUUACAAUCUUAUAGAGAGAAAAAAAAGAAGGAAAGAAACUUCCUUUAUAAAGUGCAAUAUUUAAAGAUUCAUCAUCAAAUAAAUUUAUAUAUCAAACUGAGAAAUAAAAUGAAAGAAGAACAAGCGGAACAAAUACUUAGCGUAUUAUAUAUUUCCUGUGCAAUUUUAUCGGUGACGUCUUUGAUCUGUUUGGUUACCAUUUGGCAAUAUUGGACAUAUACCUUGGAUGUUUGCGAUAGCAUCGACUGCGGCUGCAUAUUAUAUAGUAUCAAUACCUUCACUAAUUUUAUGGGAGGUGAUGAGAAAUUUUGUUAUUUUGGCGUAUAUGGUUUGAUUCCUACAAUUGUAAUCGGUUUAUGUCUCGGUGGAUAUCAUGGAUAUAGAAGUUGUAUUAAUAGAAAUUUAGAUGCGCCUGUACAAAUCUAUAAUGAUGUUAACAGAAAUUUAAAUAGCAGCAAAGCAACAACAACAGUGGUAAUAAGAUCUAAAAAUCGAACUCCGUAUAAACAAUGGAUACCUGCUGUGUUCCUUACAAUAUUACUUUGCUGUUUGUCAUUAGCUCAUGCAAUAGUGAUGACUGAUGGUUAUUACAAAAGUUGUGACCAAUAUAGAAAAAGACUAAUACAUCUUUUAAAUUCCGGACGUGAAGCCGAGGUUAUUCGUAACAGACUUUCUUGCGGGGCGAUCUUUGAUUUUAUGGAUUAUUUACAAACGGAUAUAGCAAAUAAUGAUAAAUGGAUAAUGAAUAAAGAGAUUGAUACUGGUUUUGCUUUUCGAUUAGCUAUUAUUUCAACAUGGUUCAAUUUCUUUGCUUGGACAUUUGCGUUCUUGCUGAACAUCAUUAUGGCGCGCAAAAGAUUUCGUUGUUGUUAAUAAGUUAUCGAUCAAAAGUUAUCGAUUAGAAAAC